Messenger RNA from Penaeus indicus, 867 nucleotides. RefSeq lists its product as uncharacterized. Bases 1 to 867 code for a protein of 288 amino acids. NCBI's taxonomy places the organism in Eukaryota, Metazoa, Arthropoda, Malacostraca, Decapoda, Penaeidae. The transcript has a single exon. The record is from RefSeq and is a predicted model, not a curated record.
AUGUUUUCAUCAAACCAAAAGAGAGUUUUCAUGGAAUUGAAUGGUGAAGUAAUUAAAGAGAACAUAGUACCAAAUGCGGACGAAAGUAGAAAGUUUUGGAGUGAAAUAUGGGACAACCCAGUGGAAUAUAAGGACAAUGCAGAAUGGCUACGAGGGAUCGAAAAUGAAUCAAGUAGAGUCAGUAUGCAAGAUAAUGUGAAAAUCACUGUCCAAGAUUUAAGAAAGCAAACGGGGAAAAUUCCAAAUUGGAAAGCAGCUGGGCCUGACGGAGUACAAGGCUAUUGGCUGAAAAACUUGUCAUCAUUACACGAUAGAAUUGCUUGCCAGUUGAAUACAGUUGUCGAAAGUGGGGAUGUUCCAGCAUGGAUGACGUAUGGAAGAACGGUACUAUGUGUGAAGGACAGGAGUAAGGGAAAUGCUGCGAGUAACUUCAGACCUAUUUCAUGUUUACCAUUAAUGUGGAAAUUGCUAACGGGUAUGCUGUCCGAGCAGCUGUACGAGCAUGUAGAUACUAAUGAUAUGUUACCAUCAGAACAGAAGGGCUGUCGUAAAGAGACACGCGGAACGAAAAAUCAACUACUCAUUGAUAGAAUGGUACUUAAGAACUGUAAAAGAAGACACACCAACUUAGCUAUGGCGCACGUGGAUUAUAAAAAGGCAUAUGACAUGAUACCACACUCGCGGAUACUAAAGAGUCUACAAUUGGUUGGGGCAGCUGAUAAUAUUAUGAACGUCCUUGAAAAGAGUAUGACGAAAUGGAAGGUACAGUUGAACGCAGAUGAAAUAUUAGGUUAUGUCAACAUCAAACGUGGAAUAUUCCAAGAAGACAGCCUUUUGCCACUCCUAUUAGUUAUACGGAUGACUUAA